Strongyloides ratti is the source of this 1035-nucleotide messenger RNA. Its product is annotated as Two pore domain potassium channel, TASK family and Two pore domain potassium channel family and Two pore domain potassium channel domain-containing protein. Gene Ontology annotation, biological process: potassium ion transmembrane transport; stabilization of membrane potential. The transcript has 3 exons. Gene Ontology annotation, cellular component: membrane. Gene Ontology annotation, molecular function: potassium ion leak channel activity. NCBI's taxonomy places the organism in Eukaryota, Metazoa, Nematoda, Chromadorea, Rhabditida, Strongyloididae. The record is from RefSeq and is a predicted model, not a curated record. The coding region runs from base 1 to 1035 and encodes 344 amino acids.
AUGAAACGUCAAAAUGUCAGAACAUUAUCACUUAUUGUAUGUACUCUCACUUAUCUUCUUGUAGGAGCUGCUGUAUUUGACGCAUUAGAAUCUGAAAAUGAAUUACUUCAGAGAGCACAAGUUGAAGAUGCUAAAAAAAGAAUUAUUGAUAAAUAUAAUAUAUCUAUAAAUGAUUAUAAUGUUCUUGAAUCAAUUAUUGUAAAAUCUAUUCCACAUAAAGCUGGUCAUCAGUGGAGAUUUAGUGGUGCAUUUUAUUUUGCCACAACUGUUAUUACAACAAUUGGUUAUGGACAUUCAACACCAAUAACUAUUGGUGGUAAAACAUUUUGUAUGUUUUAUGCUUUAGCUGGUAUACCAUUAGGUCUUGUUAUGUUUCAAAGUAUAGGUGAACGUCUAAAUACUUUUGCCGCAAGAGUUUUAAAAUGUUCUAAACAAUGUUUUGGUAAAAAUCCAACAGUAACACAUAUUGAUCUUAUAAUAAUUUGCUCCGGAUUAGGAACAUUUCUUAUUGCUGCUGGAGCUCUUGUUUUUCAUAUCUAUGAAGAUUGGUCAUAUUUUGAUAGUUUAUAUUAUUGUUUUGUAACAUUAACUACAAUUGGUUUUGGAGAUUUUGUGGCAUUACAAAAAGAUGGAGCAUUACAAAAUAGACCAGAAUAUGUAGUGUUUUCACUAGUAUUCAUACUUUUUGGAUUGACAGUUAUCUCAGCUGCUAUGAAUCUUCUUGUAUUACGUUUCUUAACAUUAAAUACAGAAGAUGAAAAAAGAGAUUUACGAGAAGCUAAACUAGCAGCACGUGGAUUAAUGAGUAUAAAUAAUUUGCAAAAAAAGAAUAAUGGUAGAACGGGUAAGCUAUUACUUCUUCGUAAUCGCAAGUCUUCAACUGGUACCAGUAGUGAGACAGAAGAAACCCCAAUAAAUGUGGAACCUGAUACAAUAUCAAAUUGCUCUUGUAGUUGUUAUCAAUUGCCUUACAAUGUCUAUCAAGGAACAUCUGAAAUGAGGCAAAGGCUUGUUAAUUUAAGUCCAUUUCAAUAA